Messenger RNA from Prosopis cineraria, 2030 nucleotides. RefSeq lists its product as uncharacterized. The coding region runs from base 260 to 1579 and encodes 439 amino acids. NCBI's taxonomy places the organism in Eukaryota, Viridiplantae, Streptophyta, Magnoliopsida, Fabales, Fabaceae. Gene Ontology annotation, molecular function: GTP binding; GTPase activity; RNA binding. The record is from RefSeq and is a predicted model, not a curated record. The transcript is spliced from 15 exons. Gene Ontology annotation, cellular component: nucleolus. Gene Ontology annotation, biological process: ribosomal large subunit biogenesis.
AUCACAUGGAAAUUGAGUAGUGUGCGCCAUUGUUAAAAGCAGACAAGGUCGACAGAGAAAAAUGAAGAGUGAAUAGAGCGUUAUGAUGGGAAAAGAUGAACAGUGAGUAGGGCAGGAGAGUUCAAAUGAAUUGACAUUCACGCACCUCACGUACCCUAGAGUGCUCGAAACCGGAACGCAUCAUCUGCUUGACGCGGAAGCGUCAUAUAACACUCGCGAAUUGGUAUCCUCCGACAUUAGCAGUUGCUCCCUCCCCGAAAUGAGAGCCUCUUCAACUCUCUUUCUCAGAGGGCAGACUCCUUACUAUUCUACACUCUUCGGAAGCUCCAAAUUCUACAAAGGAAUACUCGAUGUCAAGAAGCAUCCAAUCAUUCUCUUCUGUAACAACAUCCAAACUAAUUCAUAUGAAGUUGCCAAUGGAAGCUAUAUUCCAACUUUGCAGACCGAAGACAAGAAUAACAAGGAAAAACCAUCUAGAAAAAUAGAAGCCAUCGGGGCGUUUCAAAAGUUACCCAUGGUGAUGCCAUCUGUUGAUAUUAUUGGUUCAGCACUAAGAAAGGCAAAGAGAAUUCCUCCAACAAAAGGGAUUGCCAACACUGCAAAAAGGGAGAAGAACAGGGGUGCAAAGCAACUUGAUGCAUUGAUGAAAGAACUGGCUGUUCCUUUGAGAACGUACGUGGAGAAUUUUCCAAAGAAAACAUAUCUUCAUCCCUAUGAAAGGUCUCUUGUUGAAUUGACUCUUGGAGAUGGAUAUUAUGAAAUGGUCUUGGGAAAGGUAGAUGCUUUAAGAAAGAAGGUAGUAUCUGUUGGCAAGGAACAUGCUUCACUUUGCGCUAAGUCCUCGUCAAAGAGAGAAGCGGAGGAAAGACUGAAUGAGUUAUUGCAGGGCAUUCAAAAAGUUGAACAUAUUUUUUAUCGAGAAGGGAAAAUUGUUGACGAUUUGUUGGGCAUUGCCAAGACUUUAAGAGCAAUGCCUGUAAUUAGCUUGGAAACACCUACACUCUGCCUUGUUGGAGCUCCUAAUGUAGGAAAAUCUUCCUUGGUCCGUGUACUCUCUACUGGAAAGCCUGAGGUUUGCAACUAUCCCUUCACAACAAGAGGGAUUCUUAUUGGUCAUAUUGUUUUGAACUAUCACAAGUUUCAGGUUACAGAUACACCAGGCCUACUGAAGAGACAAUAUGAAGACAGGAACAAUUUAGAAAAGUUGACACUUGCUGCCCUUUCACAUUUGCCAACUGCAAUUUUGUAUGUCCAUGACCUUUCUGGGGAGUGUGGCACUUCACCUGCUGAUCAGUUCAGCAUAUACAAAGAAAUAAGGGAAAAUUUUACUGAGCACUUGUGGCUUGAUGUUGUUUCCAAAUCUGAUCUGUUGGAAAAGGCUCCAGUAAUCUAUGCCACAGAAUAUGCAGAUCCUGAACAGCUUGAGCUGUUGAAGUACCGGAUUUCAGGACCUGAUGGAGCUAUUCAUGUCUCUGUAAAAACAGAACAAGGACUUCAUGAGCUGAAAUGCAGAGUGCGUGAGCUGCUUAAUUUGCAGAUGGCUAAGAUAAAUGAUAUGAGCAAGAACCAACAAAAGUGAUAAGUUUUGUUCUUAGAGGACACCAGAUCUGUGAAGCAACAUCACAGCUGAAAAAAGGGAAGCUUUACUCGUCGUACAACCCUUGGCACCAUGGCAAUUAAGGGGGGCUUGCUUUCUGGUUACAAUUAAGCAUGGAAUGGUAAGUCAUGAGAUACUUCUGUGGCAUGUUUGACACUGGUGAGUUUUGAAGAAAUGAAGCCCUUGAAGAAACUAGAUCUUUGGUGUUGGAAAUUGUUGGGGCUAGAUAGAACCGUGAUGUAAUUAAAUUCUUUGUUAGAAAUAAUUAAACUUUUCUUGCAUGUUUUCUUGUUUUUGGCAUUGUUACUCUUCCUCUAUCAGUCUCUUAUCUUUCGCAAGAAUUUUUUAUGCCAUGCUCUAUGUAAUUAUUUGGGGAUUUAAGCCCCCACAAGUUACAGGAUGACUCGUUUCAAAAGAAAAACCUUAAUUUGGA